AUCAUCGGUCUUUUAAACAAAAGUUCAAGAAGGUUUCACAGCAACUUUACUGUAGUCUACUUCCCCGACCGCUGACAUGUCUGCAAUGAAUAGCUGGUGGAUUCCAUGCAUUGUUUUACUUCAUUCCGCUUAUUUGGGAUCUUGUGAUUCAGACUCUGGAAUAGAUGGAGCCCAGCCUGAGCUCUUCAUUUUCCACCAGUCGUGCGCCCUGAAGAAGGACGAAGGGCCCUGCAAGGCAUUAAAGGAGCGUUUCUACUUCGACAUUGACACGGGCCGCUGUGAGGCCUUCGAGUUCGGCGGCUGCAGAGGCAACGCCAACAAUUUUGAGACCUUGGAGGCGUGUGAGGAAAUGUGCCUGGUGUCUGUUGACAAGAGUCCCUGUCACCUGGAGGAGGCUCCGGGGCCAUGUCGAGGUCUGGUAACUCGCUACUUAUUUGACAACCAGAGCCAGGAGUGCAAGCACUUCUACUAUGGAGGCUGCUUCGGCAAUGCCAACAACUUCAAGAGUAUGAAAGAGUGCCAGGCUAGAUGCCAGAACCCAGAAAACCCCACUGUGGCCCUUAAAUUGGAUGUGGCCCCUAAAUUGGAGGUCACCGUCCCAGAACCCCAUAGCCAGCCUAGUGUGCAGUCUCUCAAAGUAACUGACUUCAAUCCUCCGGACUUGUGUCUCAGUCCCAUUGACAAGGGCACAACAUGUGAUGGAGAGGAGAGAACUGAGAGGAGAUACGUGUAUAACCCCAAGACAAAGAGAUGUCAGUCGUUGCGCUACAAUGGCUGCGGGGGCAACAAGAACAACUUUGUCCACAAGAGACACUGCAUGAAGAUGUGUAUGAAGCCAGAUCACCAUCACAAAGGGAAGGUCAUUCGUAUAAAGAAGAAGAACAGCAACAUCUUGUUUCGAUCUGUCUAAAUCAAGGCUUCAUAUUAAACCCUUCCUACUUCCUAUUAAACCCUUCCUACUUCCUAUUAAUAUUAACCUCUUCCUACUUCUCAUUAAACCCUUCCUAGUUCCUAUUAAACCCUUCCUACUUCCUAUUAAUAUUAACCUCUUCCUACUUCUCAUUAAACCCUUCCUAGUUCCUAUUAAACCCUUCCUACUUCCUAUUAAUAUUAACCUCUUCCUACUUCCUAUUAAACCCUUCUUACUUCUCAUUAAACCCUUCCUACUUCCUAUUAAACCCUUCCUACUUCCUAUUAAUAUUAAACCCUUCUUACUUCUCAUUAAAUCCUUCCUACUUCCUAUUAAACCCUUCCUACUUCCUAUUAAUAUUAAACUCUUCCUACUUCUCAUUAAACCCUUCCUACUUCCUAUUAAACCCUUCCUACUUCCUAUUAAUAUUAACCUCUUCCUACUUCUCAUUAAACCCUUCCUACUUCCUAUUAAACCCUUCCUACUUCCUAUUAAUAUUAGACCCUUCCUAGUUCCUAUUAAACACUUCCUAUUAAACCCUUCCUACUUCCUAUUAAUAUUAAACCCUUCCUACUUCUCAUUAAACCCUUCCUACUUCUCAUUAAACCCUUCCUACUUCCUAUUAAACCCUUCCUACUUCCUAUUAAUAUUAAACCCUUCCUACUUCUCAUUAAACCCUUCCUACUUCCUAUUAAACCCUUCCUACUUCCUAUUAAUAUUAAACCCUUCCUACUUCUCAUUAAACCCUUCCUAGUUCCUAUUAAACCCUUCCUACUUCCUAUUAAUAUUAAACCCUUCCUACUUCUCAUUAAACCCUUCCUACUUCCUAUUAAACCCUUCCUACUUCCUAUUAAUAUUAAACCCUUCCUACUUCCUAUUAAACCCUUCCUACUUCCUAUUAAUAUUAAACCCUUCCUACUUCUCAUUAAACCCUUCCUACUUCCUAUUAAACACUUCCUAUUAAACCCUUCCUACUUCCUAUUAAUAUUAAACCCUUCCUACUUCUCAUUAAACCCUUCCUACUUCCUAUUAAACCCUUUCUACUUCCUAUUAAUAUUAACCUCUUCCUACUUCUCAUUAAACCCUUCCUAGUUCCUAUUAAACCCUUCCUACUUCCUAUUAAUAUUAAACCCUUCCUACUUCUUAUUAAACCCUUCCUACAUACACUACUUUUGAAUGAGUCUUUAUUUAUAUCAUUCUUAUUUGACUUUGGUAUGUCCUUUUAGUCUUGCAGCAAUUGUAUCAAAGGCUUGUUUUGGCCUAUUGUGUAAUGUUGUAUUGCUUAUUGUAACCUUUUAACACUUUGUAAGAAGAUGUUUUUAGUAAUAUCACAAUUGUAUACAUUUUUUUACUGUCUCAUACCAAAUACCAGUCUAUAAUUGUAUUUUUCUUUCUUCCUGAGGACACCAGACAAGUUGUUUUAUUGACAAAUGAUGAACAUUGAUUAUCCCAAAAGCACUGUACAUGUAAUAUCAUACAAUAAAGCACAUUAUCUAUAUCAA
Messenger RNA from Oncorhynchus masou masou (cherry salmon), 2412 nucleotides. RefSeq names its product tissue factor pathway inhibitor a (gene tfpia). NCBI's taxonomy places the organism in Eukaryota, Metazoa, Chordata, Actinopteri, Salmoniformes, Salmonidae. Gene Ontology annotation, biological process: negative regulation of peptidase activity. Gene Ontology annotation, molecular function: serine-type endopeptidase inhibitor activity. The record is from RefSeq and is a predicted model, not a curated record. The transcript is spliced from 6 exons. Bases 77 to 910 code for a protein of 277 amino acids. Gene Ontology annotation, cellular component: extracellular region.